Molecule: messenger RNA, 454 nt
Organism: Paramecium sonneborni
Lineage: Eukaryota; Ciliophora; Oligohymenophorea; Peniculida; Parameciidae
Source: the annotation of a GenBank genome assembly
AUGACUUUAGAAAUGUUAUUGUUUAAUAUAAUGAAUCAAAUUCAUCUUGGAUUACAAAUUUUAUAACUAGUGAUUCUGAUAUUUUUAAAUUAAAUGACUCUGAACUAUGUUAUUCAUAUUUGUCCUUAGAUAUUGCUCAAUUAGGUUUCAUUUAUGAAUUCAUAAUGUGGGGAUGGCUUCAUGUUUUUUUAGGUAGAGCAAGGAUUCUAUCAUUUAGAUAUUAGAAACUAAAUAAAGUAUUUAUGUAUUUAUAAAAUUUUUGUAGAAAUUAAUUUACUCAUAUUUAAUUUCACUAUUUUUAUAUAUACCAUAUAUGAUUUUUUAUUUUCCUGACAGAGAUAUUAAUUUCAUUGGUGUGAUAGGGUUGCCCUGCACUCCUAUUUUAAUGAUGUAUUUUUGUUUCAAUGAAAUUACUUCAAAAAGAUAAUUAAAAAAGUUAAAAAAAAAUAUAUGA